CCUCGCCUGCGAGUUCAUCCUUUUUUUUCUGCCUGUAACCGGUUCCGUUUGCCAGCUGCCCCUCGCGGACGACUCAGGAGGUAAAAACAGUGGGUGAAGCCACCGAAGCGACGAUCCAACCAACAUGGCCCCCUCGACUCGGCCAAACAGCACCGGACUUGGCAUGGAAGAAGACGAGUCCCACUACGGGAUCCAGAGAGCGGACAGAAAGAUUAGGAAACCUCUGGUGGAGAAGAAGAGGCGAGCUCGCAUCAAUGAGAGUUUGCAGGAGCUGCGGACUUUACUGGCAGACACAGACUUUCAUUCCAAGAUGGAAAAUGCAGAGGUGCUGGAGGUGACGGUGAAGAAGGUGGAGGACAUACUGAAGAACCGAACCCAAGAAACAGACACGCUCAGCAGAGAAGCCAGUGAGAGGUUUGCGGCCGGCUACAUCCAGUGCAUGCACGAGGUCCACAUGUUCGUGUCCAGCUGUCCUGGGAUCGAUGCGACGGUGGCAGCCGAGCUCCUCAACCACCUGCUGGAGUGUAUGCCCCUGAACGAGGACCACCUCCAGGACGUGCUCAUGGAUCUAAUCACGGACACUUCGGGGAGCAGCCCCAGUACUUGGCACGGAGGCGGCGACUCGCUCUGCACGACUCUGGCUUCCCCUGGAGGGAGGAGCGUGUCCAGCGGCUUGACCUCUGCCCUCUCCCCGGCCCCCUCCACCACGUCCAGCGAGGAUCUGUGCUCCGACCUGGACGAGACCGACAGCGAGCACAACCAGAGCUCUUCGGAUGGUGUGGAGAGCAGAGAGGCUGUGAGCAUGCCCACCGUGGCCUUCCCUCGGUCCAUGUGGAGACCCUGGUAGGAGUCUGGGGGUUUGGUGGGACACAGCUGGGAUGUGCUGAAGCAGGGAGUGUGGGCUUUCUACUGAAAGAGAAAACUCCACCCUCCAACACAAGAACACCGUUUGUGGCUGCAGCAUUUCUGGUCUCGUUUACCCCCUUUAAGAAACCACAUGCAUGGAUUUUCCUCAGAACCCCUGGACCCCGCACUGAUGUCCAACAUUCAGACCUGUUCUAUAAGAGACAGAGGGACCAACUCAGCCACUGGCAGCCGCCUCGCUUACCCAAACUGCAGUGGAGUUACAGAUGACUUUAUAUGAGAAGAGACCAUGACUGUGGAUUUUUUUCAUUACCCACAACCGACUCCGGCCUUUACUGGGCAUUCUGGGAAACGUAGGAAAUAAUUAAAUGAAGUUUUCGGAACAUCUGAUAAGAAAACACCACCAAGGUGCUUUGAAUAUCAUUAAAAGCUUAUUAUUGUGGAGUUUUCCUUCGUCUCAUCCGUUGGGUCCUGACCUGCCUCUCAUGAGCCCCUCCAGCUCGGACCCACCCGAAAGUACCACCUGGUUCCUUCUCAGCAGUGACACCGGCUGUAAGUCCUCUCUUGUGACUUUUCUUUCCACCUGGAGUAAGAAAAAAAAAAAAACGUUCCUUCUCAGCACACUUAUAACCCAACAAAGGACAGAAGAGGAACAGUCACACUUGUUUUGUCUAUAACUGUGUAUAUGGGAUUUGUAUAAGGAGAAAAAGCUCUUUUUAGAAACUAAGAAGUUUGGCAAUGCAUCUGAUUAAUAUAAAUAUUUCUACUGUAUUUCAUAAAUUCCUGUAGUAUAUUGGACAAGUAGCCUCCUUAAGAAUGACCACUUUAUGUUGUAAUGAUGUUUAGAAAUGUUUUGCAAGUAAAAUGUCGGAAUUUCAUAAAUAAAAUAAAGUAACUGGAAUGCU
Stegastes partitus (bicolor damselfish) is the source of this 1769-nucleotide messenger RNA. RefSeq names its product transcription cofactor HES-6-like. The coding region runs from base 125 to 847 and encodes 240 amino acids. NCBI's taxonomy places the organism in Eukaryota, Metazoa, Chordata, Actinopteri, Pomacentridae. Gene Ontology annotation, biological process: regulation of DNA-templated transcription. The transcript is spliced from 4 exons. The record is from RefSeq and is a predicted model, not a curated record. Gene Ontology annotation, molecular function: DNA binding; protein dimerization activity.